AGCGCGGGCGGGCGGAUCCGGCCAUGUCGCGCUGGCUGUGGCCGUGGUCGAGCUGCAUGAAGAAACGGGCCUGCCGCUACCUGCUGCAGCACUAUCUGGGCCACUUCCUGCAGGAGCGGCUGAGCUUGGAGCAGCUCAGCCUGGACCUGUACCAGGGCAGCGGCGGGCUGCGGGACAUCCACCUGGACGUAUGGUCUGUGAACGAGCUGCUGGAGUCGGUGGAAUCGCCCCUGGAGCUGGUCGAUGGCUUCGUGGGCUCCAUCGAGGUGGCGGUGCCCUGGGCCGCCCUCCUCACCGACCACUGCACCAUGCAGGUGUCCGGCCUGCAGCUCACUCUGCGGCCGCGGAGCGGGCAAGUGCCUGGGACGGCAGAAUCCCAGAGCUGGACGUCCUGCAUGACCACCAGCCUGCAGCUAGCUCAGGAGUGCCUUCGCGAGGGCCCCCCCGAGCCCUCCGAGCCCCCCCAGCCCCUGGAGGGCCUGGAGAUGUGCCAGACCAUCGAGACAGUGCUUCGGAGGAUCAAGGUGACCUUCCUGGACACCAUUGUGCGGGUGGAGCACGCGCCAGGUGGCGGAGACAGCAGCAUGGCGGUGGAGAUCCACAUUCAGAGACUGGAAUACUGUGAUGAGGCCGUGCGGGACCCGAGCCAGGCUCCCCCCGUGGACGUGCACCAGCCCCCCGCCUUCCUGCACAAGCUGCUGCAGCUCUCGGGCGUCAAGCUUCACUAUGAAGAGUGUCCCCCUCAGGAAGAGUCCCCCAGCCCCCCCUUGCAGAUUGGCAGCUGCUCCGGGUACAUGGAGCUGACCGUAAAACUGAAGCAGAACGAGGCCUUUCCUGGGCCCAGGAUGGAGGUGUCGGGGCAGCUAGGCUGCCUGCACUUGCUCCUGGCCCCGCAGCAUCUCCUGCAGCUGCAGGACCUCCUCAGUGCCCUGAGCCUAGCAGACACGGAGGGGCUGUCGGAGAAGGCGAACAAGAACCGCCCCCUCAGGGCCGAGGACUUGCGGCUUAUCGAGCAGGACCUGAGCCAGCAGCUCCAGGGGGGCGGCCCGACGCUCUCCUCGGACCCUCUGGUGGGCAUGGACAGCACAGAUCUCUUCUUCUCCAUGGCCGCUCUGACUAGCAGCGUGACGUCCGCGCGCUCUGUCUCCGAGAUUUCCCUCUCCGAUGUGGACCUGGGCUCGUCCCUGCACAGCGAAGGGACCCCCCGGCGCCCCCACACCCACCCUGCCCUCCACGGUCUCAGCCGCCUGCCUGGCAAGGCAGCGGCCCCCAUCCCCCCCGAGAGCCUGCGCCCAGAGUCGCUGCUGAAAGUGACCCUGGGCGGGAUGACGCUGACGGCCCUGCAGCAGCCCCCCGGGGCCCCCCCCGGCUGUCCCCCCGACCUCGCUGCCCGCUUCUUUGCCGAGUUUGACGCUGCCAAAGAGGGACCCUUUGGGUCCCGGGACUUUCACCAUCUCCGGCCCCGCUUCCAGAAGGCCUGUCCCCGAAGCCACGUGAGGCUAACGGGUUCCGCGGUGCAGCUGAGCUGGGAGCAGCGCGGAGGGGCCGGCGCCAGGGGCCGGGCUUUUAGCACUGACCUGCUCUUUGGGCAGCUGGAGGUGCUGGAGUGUCUGUGGCCUGAAGGGGCGGCUGAGCCCGAAUACACAGAGCUCCUGAGCUUCCCCAACGGCUCCGGCUUCGGGGCCUCGGCCCGCCCCUGUGCACACCUGCGGUACAUCCAGACCCAGCGCCGGAUCCCCAAGAGCCACCCCCGGCGGCCGGCCUCGUGCCUCUGUACCUCCGACUUGUCCUUGGAACUGGCCGAAUUCCAGUCUGACGUGGAGCUGGGGGCUCUGGACCGGCUCGGGGCGCUUUUCCAUCUUGCCACCACCCCGAUGGCCCGGGAGCAGGGCCUGCUGGUGAGCCAGCCUGUGGGAGGAGGGAGCGAGAGGGAGGAGGGCUGGGGAAAGGAACGAGAGCUCGAAGCAGUUUGCCCCGGCUCCUGCCCUUGCCAGCCCACGCGGGUGGGAGCUGAGCAGUCAAGUCUCCUGACCAAGAGAGCGGAGACGGGGCCUCUGCCAAGCGCACAUUCUCUGUCUGUGGGGGACAGAAUGGGGGUGGGCCCCACCCUGGGCCUCAGUUUCCUCAUGGGUAAAAUGGAAGAACAGUCCCAGUUUCUGGUCUCAGGACAGUGUUGGGCAAGAAGCCCCCGCCCUGCUCCCCAACGCAGGGAGGAGGCAGGAGAUGGCAUGAGCCCUUUUGAGCCCCGUCUUUCUCCAGGGGGGCCUCCUUGUACCGUGGAGCGCCAGACGGUCCUGCGGGUCGCGGCCCCUCACGCCACCCUUCGGCUGCGAUUCCCCAUCCCCGACCUGCGCCCCCAGCGCAACCCUUGGGCGGGCCGGGCCGUGCGGGAGGAACUUCUCCGCCUCGAGCUGACGGACCUGGAGUUUCGGUCUGAGCUGAGCCAUGGCCCCAGCCCACAGGCCCCCACCCGCUUGGAGCUGACCUGCAGCGACCUGCACGGAACUUACGAGGACAGGGAGAAGCCUGCUGUCCCCUGCCUUCGAGUUUCCAAGACCCUGGAUCCCCAGGGCCCUGAGCGCAAGUACAUCCUGCCCAAGGCAGUGGUGACCCUGAACCCCCAGUAUAGCAGCUCCCAGUGGGACGUGGUCCUGGAGAAGGGGGAAGAAGUGGAGCUGUCAUCAGCCGAGAGCCCCUGUGAGCUGCGCCAGCCUGAGCCUUCGCCCUUUUCCUCCAAGAGGACCAUGUAUGAGACUGAGGAGAUGGUGAUUCCCGGGGAUCCCGAGGAGAUGGGCGAAUUCCAGAGCCGAACGCUGGCCCUGUCGCGGUGCAGCCUGGAGCUGACCCUGCCCAGCGCCCACAUUUUCCUGCCCAGCAAGGAGGUCUACGAGAGCAUCUACAACAGGAUCAAUAACGACCUGCUCAUGUGGGAGCCUGGAGAUCUGCUCCCCGACCUUGGCCCUGCUGCUUCCGCGGCCGCCCCUGGCUUCCCCGGGCCCUCCGCCUUCUGGCAGGAAGACUUCAAGAUGUGCAAAUCCGCCUUUAAACUGGACUCGGACUCUGAAGAUGAAGAUGCGCACUUCUUCUCGGUGGACGAGUCGGGGGUCCCACAGCCCCCUGCGCCAGAGCCGCGGAGUCCCCGUACCCAGAGCACUUUCUCCACGCUGGUGACGGUGCUGAAGGGGCGGAUCACUGUUCUAUGUGAGACCAAGGGGGAGGGUGGGAAGAAGCUGGACGACUGCCAUGGAGAGCUGGUCCUCGAUGUGACCCAGGGCACCAUCUUCAGCGUCUCCCAGUAUCUGGGCCAGCCGGGGCUCGGCUACCUCUGCCUGGAGGCCGAGAAGGCGGCCCUCUACCACCAAGCCGUAGUGGACGACUACUUGCUGCCCACCCGCCUCGAGGUGCCCAGCUUCACCCCACCCGCCCAGCUGGCCCCGACCAUCUACCCCUCGGAGGAAGGGGUGACGGAUCGGGGGUCUGCGAGCCGCAAGGGCCAGGGCCAGGGCCCUCGAAUGCUCUCCACGGCUGUACGCAUUCAUCUGGACCCCCAGAAGAACGUCAAGGAGUUCCUGGUUACGCUGCGGCUACAUGGAGCCACCCUUCGCCACCGCAUGGCCCUGCCCAACCAAAGCUGGCACUGCCAGCUCCUGGAUUUCUUGGAUGUUUUGGACGACCCCAUCCUUGGCUUCCUGCCGCCCACGGUCAUCACCGUCCUGCACACGCACCUGUUCUCCUGCGCCGUUGACUACAGGCCUCUCCACCUUCCCGUGCGCGUCCUCAUCACUGCAGAGACUUUCACCCUCUCCAGCAACAUUAUCAUGGACACCUCCACCUUCCUGCUCAGGUUUAUCCUCGAUGAUUCCGCCAUCUACCUGUCCGACAGGUGUGGGAAUGAGCCCCUCGAUCUGCGCAAAGAUUAUGUCUGUGUUCUGGACGUGGAUCUGCUGGAGCUUGUGAUCAAGACCUGGAAGGGCAGCACGGAGGGCAAACUGAGCCAGCCCCUCUUUGAACUGCGCUGCUCCAACAACGUGGUGCAUCUGCACAGCUGUGCCGACUCCUGCGCCCUGCUGGCCAACUUGCUGCAGUAUGUGGUGGGCUCCGGGGAUCUGCACCCUCCAGCCCGGCCCCCCAGCCCCACUGAGAUCGCCGGCCAGAAGGUUCAGCUCUCGGAGAGCCCGGCUUCCCUGCCCUCCUGCCCCCCGGCUGAGACUGCCCUUAUCAAUCAGCGGGACCUGACGGAUGCCCUCAUUGAUACGGAGCGGAGCCUGCGGGAUCUGGCCCUGCCUCCAGGUGGUGGGCCCCUGCGGCAGGCCUCUCCCGUGUCCGUUUACCUGUUCCCGGGUGAGCGGGGUGGGGCCCAGCCCCCUCCGCCCCCUGAUAGUGCCUCUGAAAGCAGCCUUGGAGUCAAAGAGGAGGAAGCAGAAGAGGAGGAGGAGGAAGAGGAGGAGGAGGACGGAGAUGGGGAUGCCCUGGACAGCGAUGAGUUCUGCAUCCUGGAUGCCCCUGGUCUCGGCAUCCCUCCCCGAGACGGCGAGCCGGUGGUGACCAAGCUACAGCCUGGCUCCAUCACGGUCCGGGACGGUCACUUCUCUCGCCCCCUGGGUAGCACGGACCUGCUGCGAGCACCUGCCCACUUCCCCAUGCCCACCAACCGUCUGGUGCUACGAGAGGUCUCUCUGAUCUGGCACCUUUACGGGGGCCACGAUUUUGGUCCUCACCACAGCCACAGGACAAAAGCUGGCCUCUCGGGUCCCCGGGGCUCCCCCUCACGAUGCUCUGGGCUCAAUAGGCCCCAGAACUCCUGGCGCACCCAGGGCGGCAGUGGCCGGCAGCACCACAUCCUCAUGGAGAUCCAGCUCAGCAAGGUGAGCUUCCAGCACGAGACUUACCCAACAGAGAGAGCAGCAGCCCCUGGCGCCGAGUUGGGGGAGCAGCCCCUGGCCCGCCAGGUGUUCAUCGUCCAGGAGCUGGAGAUUCGAGACCGCCUGGCCUCCUCCCAGAUCAACAAGUUCCUUUACCUGUACACAAGCGAGAAGAUGCCCCGGCGGGCUCAUUCUAACAUGCUCACUAUAAAAGCCCUCCAUGUGGCCCCAGAGGCCGGCCUGGGAGGUCCAGAAUGUUGUCUCCGAGUUUCCCUCAUGCCCCUGCGGCUCAAUAUUGACCAGGAUGCCCUGUUCUUCCUGAAAGAUUUCUUCACUAGUCUGGCUGCUGGCAUUAACCCUGUCAUUCCCAUGGACACAGCAACUGAAGCUCGCCAGGAUCCUCCCGUCCGGACCAGUGCCACCCAAGACAAGCUGCCAGAGGGGGCAGAGAUGAGCAGCUCUCUGGAGACCACCGUCAGUGAACAGAGCUCCACAUCCACAUCUGCAACCUCCACUGAGCAGCCCAUUUAUUUCAGGGAGUUCCGAUUUACCUCCGAGGUCCCGAUUUGGUUGGAUUAUCACGGCAAGCACGUCACCAUGGACCAAGUGGGCACCUUCGCUGGGAUCCUCAUUGGCCUGGCCCAGCUAAAUUGUUCGGAGCUCAAGCUAAAACGUCUCUGCUGUCGGCAUGGGCUCUUGGGGGUUGACAAGGUGCUGGGCUAUGCCCUCAAUGAAUGGCUACAGGAUAUCCGGAAGAACCAGCUGCCAGGGCUUCUGGGAGGCGUGGGCCCCAUGCACUCAGUGGUCCAGCUCUUUCAUGGCCUUAGAGACUUGCUGUGGCUUCCUAUCGAGCAGUACCGGAGGGAUGGACGCCUCAUGCGGGGGCUGCAGCGGGGGGCUGCCUCCUUCGGGUCUUCCACAGCUUCAGCUGCUCUGGAGCUCAGUAACCGGCUCGUGCAGGCAAUCCAGGCGACUGCCGAGACAGUUUAUGACAUCCUGUCCCCGGCCGCCCCGGUCUCCCGCUCGCUUCAGGACAAACGCUCGGCCCGGAAACUCCGCAAGGGACAGCAGCCGGCCGACCUUCGGGAAGGUGUGGCCAAGGCCUACGACACCGUGCGAGAGGGCAUCCUGGACACAGCCCAGACCAUCUGUGAUGUUGCUUCUCGGGGUCACGAGCAGAAGGGGCUGACGGGGGCCGUCGGGGGGGUGAUCCGCCAGCUGCCCCCCACGGUGGUGAAGCCGCUCAUCUUGGCCACCGAAGCCACGUCCAACUUGCUGGGAGGGAUGCGCAACCAGAUCCUGCCUGACGCCCACAAGGACCACGCGCUCAAGUGGCGGUCAGAGGAGCCGCAAGACUGAGGGGGACGAUGGGGUCCAGCUGCGGGGACGAUUGCAUCCUGCGAGCCCGUGGGCCUCGGCUCUCUGACCAGUGGGGGUUCUUGGCCGUGUGGCUACCAGGGUGGCGCAGGAAGACGCCCCGCCUCGAAACUGACUCCGAGUCCCCCUGCCAAUCCCCCGUCCCCAUCCUUAGGGCCUGGGCUGAGGAGUCCUUCUGCCGCGAGGAGGAGGAAGGGGCUGGGGGACCGUCCUGGGCCCGAGCCCCUGCUGCUGCUGCCUAGCCCCAGGACGCACAGACUUCUCACCCCUGGGGCCCCCUCCUAGCCAAGUUCCGUGUUCCGACGGGGGGAGGGCCAGGCCCUGGGACACACAUGUGGUUCCGUGUAUCACUUUCUAAGCCCUCGGGAGUGGGGGUCGCGGCUUCUGCAUGAUGUGGAAUAAAUUGUGCCCAUAGCCGCCA
Messenger RNA from Antechinus flavipes (yellow-footed antechinus), 6660 nucleotides. RefSeq names its product autophagy related 2A (gene ATG2A). Gene Ontology annotation, cellular component: phagophore assembly site; extrinsic component of membrane. Gene Ontology annotation, molecular function: phosphatidylinositol-3-phosphate binding. The record is from RefSeq and is a predicted model, not a curated record. Lineage: Eukaryota; Metazoa; Chordata; Mammalia; Dasyuromorphia; Dasyuridae. Gene Ontology annotation, biological process: piecemeal microautophagy of the nucleus; autophagy of mitochondrion; reticulophagy.